This is a messenger RNA of Nematocida parisii ERTm1, 321 nucleotides long. RefSeq lists its product as uncharacterized. The coding region runs from base 1 to 321 and encodes 106 amino acids. The transcript has a single exon. NCBI's taxonomy places the organism in Eukaryota, Fungi, Microsporidia. The record is from RefSeq and is a predicted model, not a curated record.
AUGAAAGAAACAACAAAAGAAGAUAAGACCACUAAAACAACCCGAAUUAACCCUAAAACAGACACAAAUGAAGAAAUUAGUUCUGCCUGUAAGGAGGACCCUAUAAGUAUAACAGCAGUACAACGGGCACUGCCUUCUAUCCUGUGCAUUCACGGGAUUCUUUGUUUUUUAUUGCUUAUCUUUAUAAUAAAGAAGAUAAAAAAAAUAAUUUCAAGAAAGCCGAACAAUGAAGUUGUUCCAUCUGUGAUAACCAAUCAUAUACUAGUUAUUAGGCGUAUUCCUGAUGGGAAUAUUUCCUGUGUUACUAAUUUACGGGAGUAA